CUUCCUCUCCCUCCAUCUUCCUCUUUCUCGCUUUCUCUCCGAGUGACAAACACCUUCUCUGGCUUGGACACUGCCAGGCAGGCAGAAAUGGAUCGUGGAAAAUGUCUGUCUGGUUUUGACUGAUCCGCCACCUCUCUCCCCGCCUUCGACCCUUUCUCCUGGCUGCCCGUCCUGCCCGUCGUGUCAGGACCUGUGUGGGGGUCCGAGCCAGGCCGUAGACGGCCCCUCCGAUCUGGGGUGGGCAAGGGCGCCACAGUUGAGUGUGUGCGUGUGCUGAGGGGCAGAAGCAGCCCCUGGGCUCUAUGCGGGUGUGGAGGGCAGGGGGCCGGGGCAGUCGUGUGGCCGCUGGGCCUGGGACAGAGCGACGGGUGGCUCUGGGGGGGCGACCAUGGAGAAGAGCGGCUGCAUCCCCCUCUGCUGGGCCCGGGGGGCCUGCGUCUACGCACACGCUCCGCCUCUGCCAAAAUAUGACAGACAGCUAGCACCAGCCAAGGGCGGCAUGGCAUCUGCGUACAUGGAGCCUGGGCUGAACCACGCGCUGGGCUGCGGGUUCAAGUCCCGGGGUGGGCCCGGCAUGGAGCGCCCGGCGGCCAGCAUGGACCGCGUCCUCAAGAUCUUCCACUACUUUGAGAGCAACAGCGAGCCCUGCACCUGGGCCAGCAACAUACGCCACGGAGACGCCACCGACGUCAGGGGUGUCAUCCAGAAGAUCGCAGACAUCCACAAGGUGAAGUGCGUGUCGUGUCUCGGACUCCGCCUCAGCCACCUGCUGUCUGGCGAGGUCCACUGGCUCCACCCAGACCUGGGCGUGUCCCACAUCAGGGAGCGCUUUGAGCAGCAGCACCCCCUGGAGGAGUGGAGGUAUGAACUCCGGAUACGCUACCUGCCCAAAGGGUUCCUCAGCCACUUCACCGAGGACAAGCCCACGCUCAACUACUUCUACCAUCAGGUGAAGAGUGACUACAUGUUGGAAAUAGCAGAUCAUGUGGAGCAGGACAUUGCACUGAAACUGGGCUGCCUGGAAAUCAGGAGGUUCUUUAGAGAAAUGCCAGGGAACGCACUGGACAAGAAAUCAAACUAUGAAUUACUAGAAAAAGAUGUGGGCUUGAGAAGAUUCUUCCCUAAGAGCUUGUUGGACUCUCUGAAGGCUAAGACCCUCAGGAAGCUGAUCCAGCAGACCUUCAAGCAGUUCGCCAACCUGAAUGACGAGCAGAGCAUCCACAAGUUCUUCGAGAUCCUGUCCCCCAUCUACCGCUUCGACAAGGAGUGCUUCAAAUGCGCCCUGGGCUCGAGUUGGGUCAUAUCUGUGGAACUGGCCAUCGGCCCUGAGGAGGGCAUUAGCUACCUGACAGACAAAGGCUCCACGCCGACCCACCUGGCUAACUUCACCCAGGUUCAGUCCAUCCAGUACUCCAGCACUGAGGACAAGGACAGGAAAGGCAUGCUGCAACUGAACGUGGCAGGGGCUGCAGAGCCUCUGACCGUGACCACGGCCACCCUGACCACAGCCGAGAACAUGGCCGACCUCAUCGACGGCUACUGCCGCCUGGUCGGUGCCACCUCUCAGUCGUUCAUCAUACGCCUGCUGAAAGCAGAGGGAGAGAGGAAACUGCCUUCCAUCCCAAAGGUCUCCAACCACGAGAAGAGGCUUGACGGGGUCCGCACCAGGGCGGUGUGUGUCUCAGGUCACACUAGUGGGGACGAGACGGAUGAUUAUGCUGAGAUCAUAGAUGAAGAGGACACCUACACCAUGCCCUCCAGCCUCACAGGGUACUAUGGACUAGAGGAAGCCCGGGACUAUGAGAUUCAGAGGGACCGUAUCGAGCUGGGACGCUGCAUCGGAGAGGGACAGUUUGGAGAUGUUCACCAGGGAGUUUACAUGAGCCCGGAGAACCCGGCUCUGUCCGUGGCCGUCAAGACAUGCAAGAACUCCACCUCCGACAGCGUCCGAGAGAAGUUCCUCCAGGAGGCCCUGACCAUGCGUCAGUUUGACCAUCCCCACAUUGUGAAGCUCAUUGGCGUGAUAACAGAAAACCCUGUGUGGAUCAUCAUGGAGCUGUGCACUGUGGGAGAGCUGAGGUCCUUCCUGCAGGUGAGGAAGUACAACCUGGAUCUGGCCUCCCUCAUCCUGUACGCCUACCAGCUGAGCACGGCGCUCGCUUACCUGGAGAGCAAGCGCUUCGUCCACAGAGACAUUGCAGCCAGGAAUGUGCUGGUGUCCUCCGUAGACUGUGUGAAGCUGGGAGACUUUGGCCUGUCCAGAUACAUGGAGGACAGCUCCUACUACAAAGCUUCCAAAGGGAAAUUACCAAUCAAGUGGAUGGCUCCAGAGUCAAUCAACUUCAGACGCUUCACCUCAGCCAGUGACGUCUGGAUGUUCGGGGUCUGCAUGUGGGAGAUCCUCAUGUACGGCAUCAAGCCCUUCCAGGGCGUGAAGAACAACGACGUGAUUGGUCGGAUCGAGAACGGCGAGCGUCUGGCCAUGCCCCACCAGUGCCCGCCCACCCUGUACAGCCUCAUGACCAAGUGCUGGUCCUACGACCCCAGCAAGAGACCCCGCUUCACCGAGCUCAAAGUUCAGCUCAGUACAAUCCUUGAGGAGGAGAAGGUCCAGCAGAAGGAGAGGGCCAGGAUGGAGAUGAGGAGGCAGGUGACCGUGUCCUGGGACUCCGGGGGGUCUGACGAGGCUCCGCCCAAACCAAGCAGACCGGGCUACCCCAGCCCCCGCUCCAGUGAGGGCUUCUACCCCAGCCCCCAGCACAUGGGGCAGGGCCAACACAACCACUACCAGAUGGCGGGGUACCCGGGCCCCCACGGCCUGCCCUCCAUGUACCCCCCCCAGGCCUCCCACCUGGACCCCCACCACCCCCGCCACCAGGACAUGACCCACUGGGGGCCCGGCAUGGAGGACAUGCAGGGCCUGGGCCAGAGCCUGCCUCCUCUCCUGAUGGAGGAGCAGCUGAUGAUGCAGCAGCAGCAGAUGGAGGAGGACCAGAGGUGGCUGGAGCAGGAGGAACGCUUCCUGAAGCCAGAGUCGAGGAACUCCCGAGGGAGUCUGGAGAGAGAAGACUGCGCCCUCCAGGGAACAACAGGAAACCAGCACAUCUACCAGCCUGUUGGCAAACCAGAACAUGCAGCCCCCCCUAAGAAGCCCCCCCGGCCAGGAGCCCCCAGCCACCUGGGCAGUCUGGCCUGCCUCAACCCUGUGGACAGCUACAACGAAGGGGUCAAGCUCCAGCCUCAGGAGAUCAGCCCGCCCCCUACAGCCAACCUGGAUCGCUCCAAUGACAAAGUCUACGAGAAUGUGACGGGUUUGGUCAAGGCGGUUAUCGAGAUGUCCAGUAAGAUUCAGCCGGCCCCUCCAGAGGAGUAUGUUCCCAUGGUGAAGGAUGUAGGUCUGGCUCUCAGGACGUUACUUGCUACCGUUGACGAGACAAUCCCCCAGCUUCCCGCCAGCACUCACAGAGAGAUCGAGAUGGCCCAGAAGCUGUUGAACUCGGACCUGGCGGAGCUGAUCAGUAAGAUGAAGCUGGCCCAGCAGUACGUGAUGACGUCGCUGCAGCAGGACUACAAGAAGCAGAUGCUGACGGCCGCCCACGCGCUCGCCGUCGACGCCAAGAACCUGCUGGACGUCAUCGACCAGGCGCGCCUCAAGAUGAUGGGCCAGGGCCGGGGCCCCGCCCCCUCCACGCACUAGCUCC
This is a messenger RNA of Hypomesus transpacificus, 3701 nucleotides long. RefSeq names its product protein tyrosine kinase 2ab (gene ptk2ab). Gene Ontology annotation, cellular component: cytoskeleton; focal adhesion. The transcript is spliced from 33 exons. Gene Ontology annotation, biological process: signal complex assembly; protein phosphorylation. NCBI's taxonomy places the organism in Eukaryota, Metazoa, Chordata, Actinopteri, Osmeriformes, Osmeridae. Gene Ontology annotation, molecular function: ATP binding; protein tyrosine kinase activity. The record is from RefSeq and is a predicted model, not a curated record. Bases 389 to 3697 code for a protein of 1102 amino acids.